AUGACUAUGAUGAGCAGCAAUGAUGAAGAAUAUGUCGAAAACUCUGUCAACCUUAUCCCCUCCAUCCAACUAUUGCGUGAUAAAUGCACAACUAUACUAGACCAGUGCAAGGCUUGGAACGAUCAACAGCCCAUUGAGGGAUUGCAUAGAUACACAAACUCCCUUACAGCCGAAUUGCACUUUAUAGACAAACUACUAGAUAAUCCCAAAAGGAUCAAGAAAGAGCACGUCCAAAGUACAAACUUGAGCUAUCUGGAAGCUGUUUUCGAAGCGCUGUCGCAAGCUGGUGAAAGAAGAAACGAGGUAAUGAGAUUGGUGAGCGCUCCAGCGCAAAACAAUAACCAGUGGAUGUCCAGAGCUGCUAUGAUCCGUAACCAUAGUGUCAAAGUUGACAUUGUUGCCGAAAAUGGGUUGGUGUGGAUAAAGGUCAUUGCUCGUAAUGCGAAGGCUUUUCGACAUGAACUCAUGGGAUUGGAAUGGGAUGACUCUUCUUCUUCUUCUUCUUCUUCCUCGGAUGAAGAUGAGGACGAUGAAUCAGAGGGCAAUGAUGACUGCAAACAAUCUUUAUUAGCAUCAUCUGGUGAUUUUGACAGUUUACCCAUAUUCAAAAAGGCUCGUGAAUAUCUCAAAACAGCUCAAGCACAUCACGUCCAGUUCCACACACCCAUUGUUGUAUUUGCAUUCAUGCGCAUCAAACGCGACGAAGACGUAUUUGUACAGAGGAUCAUGGAUCGAUUAACCGAGAUUGGUAUUGUUGUCCACUUGCAAAGCUCACACAGCACGCUCCAAUCGUCUUAUCUACCAUUGCUGAAAAACGUGGGUGAUCUGGAUCAUCUUACAACACCUUCAAUCAAUCUGGAUGUCAGCUCAACAUUAGCGAUUAUAUCCGAGCUAUCUCAUCAUGUGUGUUUACCCAAACAAGUGUCCGCUAUUCCCAUACAAGUACAAGCCGAGCGUGAAGCACUUGUACCUGCACUACCUCAAAUCUUGCCUUACAUCACGGGUAAAAAGCUUUGUAUCAUACAAACUGCAUAUGACCGGCUUGCAGAUAUCGUACAUGUUGUGGGCGGUCCGAAUGAAACCGCUCGAUUCAACUAUCUAUUCAGAAAGCAUCUCGGCCUAGAUUUGGAAUUCGACCAAGAGCUGUGGACUAUAUUGCCCUCGUUGUCUGUAGAAAUCAUGCCUGAUGCAUCAUCAGAAGCCUUUGUCAAAUUACUCGAUCCACCAUCCCAGAAAUCCAAGCUGAAUAAUGGACGCAAGAUUCGUACUCGAUUCUCCGAUUUUCAUGCAAAAAUCUUUGGUAGUGGAGACCAUUACAAGAUGACUACACUGACAUCUAUUCAGUGGAUGGAGAUUGCUUUAAAGGAUGCUGGUGUGCAAGGUGCAUUAUUGGUGUCUCAUGAACCUCGCUCUUUGGCAGAGAAGAAGAUGGAAUCAAGAGGCGUAUCAUCCAAAUGA
This is a messenger RNA of Mucor velutinosus, 1458 nucleotides long. RefSeq lists its product as uncharacterized. NCBI's taxonomy places the organism in Eukaryota, Fungi, Mucoromycota, Mucoromycetes, Mucorales, Mucoraceae. The record is from RefSeq and is a predicted model, not a curated record. Bases 1 to 1458 code for a protein of 485 amino acids. The transcript has 2 exons.